Aspergillus homomorphus CBS 101889 is the source of this 2208-nucleotide messenger RNA. RefSeq names its product Zn(II)2Cys6 transcription factor. Gene Ontology annotation, biological process: regulation of DNA-templated transcription. The transcript has 8 exons. The annotation marks the transcript as partial. Gene Ontology annotation, molecular function: DNA-binding transcription factor activity, RNA polymerase II-specific; zinc ion binding. Lineage: Eukaryota; Fungi; Ascomycota; Eurotiomycetes; Eurotiales; Aspergillaceae. The record is from RefSeq and is a predicted model, not a curated record.
CAUGCGAGGAACCCCUCCUGUAAAAGCAGCUUGUCUGGCAUGUCGUGCAUCCAAAACCCGCUGUGACGGACUGAAUCCAUGCAAGCCGUGUCUGGUCAAGAAUCGCCCGUGUUCUUUUCAGCCCAGUAGAAGAGGUGGACCUCGCCGACGCACUCGAAAUGUGUUGCCAGAGCCCUCCCCGCAACCCCCCACGGUGGUCGAUCUCGCCCACCCCACCCCAUCACUCACUGAAGACUCGGGCACUUGCUCCUUGGUCGACGAUGCCGGUAUUUGGAACACCUUAGCUCUGCUAUCCCCCUACAAGAGGGCACAAGAUGCCGGCCGAGGAUCGCAGGAUCGUUUCGAUGCGCUCCAUGCAGGCGCCACCUGUGAGAUUCAAGGGCCACUUUUACGGGUUUAUACGUCCGAAGCAGACAUACUGAAUGCAUAUUACAUCUUUAUCCAUCCAUUCCUGCCGCUAUUGCCCCCUCCCGUUGCCCCUUUAAGACCAGACAUCCCCCAGGUCUAUCAGCCCUCCCCUGGAGAGGCCGGGGCAGUUGAUCAAUCUUGCCUGUCGUAUCUACCAAUGUCCUGCUUGAGCUUGGCCCUCUCGGCGAUUCUGGCCUUAAUCCCACCUCCGCAGGAUGGGAACCCCACCGAUCCGUGCUGCGCGUGGUUGCGUCGGUCCUACUCCAAUCUUUUUGCUCAAUCCGCCCUGGAUAGUGCUGAACACGCUAUCGUGGAGCCACAUGAAUCUUUGCUCGCUCCUGGACCGUCAGAUUAUGAUCGACGGUUUCACCCCGACCUUCCCGCAAACUUACAUCCCAUUUUGACGUUCAUGGUCCUCGGGGUGUAUGAUUGUUGCCAGAACGGUCAUAUCCAGCGCAUGCGCAUGCGCGUGAACCAGGCUAUUACUACCGCGAUGGACAAUUCGUUGCACCGGUUAGCAGAGAGCGCAUCCGAGGCUCAACGCCGGGCAUGGUGGAUAGCUAUCAUCCUAGGGUACCAGUCUUCCACAGUCAAUUCGUCGUCCCCCAUCAUCACCACCAAGGAUCCGAGAAUCACAACGCCUUAUCCUGCGUUUGAGAUGGGGACCAACGGCCUGGAGCCGUGGUCGCUAAUACUUAAGGCUCAAGAUGCCCACGACUCAGUCGAUGCCAUUGUGCGCAUGAUCAAUACGCAGGGUCUCCAGUCUGCGACAGCGUCAGACCUUCCGGACAGAAUCACUCGCUUAGACCGUCAUAUUCUGUCACUGGCCUCCGAUUGUGACUCGAGUUUUCCACCGACCCAGAGCAAUAGUACGGAAGGGUGUGCCGCCCGUAGCUUCGGGUUGAUUGCCAGCACUCUGGUCCAUGGUGCUCGGAUCAAAUUGCACCGGUUCAGAGCAUUCUCUGACGUACCCAUCUUCUUGGAAAAGCACUGUGACCUCUCUUCAUUCCGCAUGGACAGCAUCCCAGCGCAGGGAUUCACAUCAACCACAGCCAUCGAAAUAGAGGCAUUCUUCCCUUUCAGCAGGGAUGAAUCUUCCAUGAUCUGUCUGAAAUCAGCCUUAGCUAUAUCCCGUGCCUUCAAAGAUAUACCUUGCCCACGGCCGCCAUUAUCUGUAUACCCCAUUCUGCAGGACUCCGCUCUCAGCCCACUGGGAUCUGAUCGCGAGGGAUACUCCGGAUCUUUACCGUAUUUCAAAUGUGCGGCAAUGCAAGCGUCUUAUGUGCUUUACAUGCUUGUGCACCGUCUCCGGGCAGCUCUGUUGUCGAAACGAAUCUCGAUUUGUUAUCCUCUCCUGAAUCAUCCCGAGCCAGGCACGGAAAUCCAAGAUGCUCACAGACUGGUCGAGGAGCUACGGAAUGGAGCUCAUUCCCUGAUUCUGUCCAUGAAGAGGGAUACGGUCUUUGAGGGAAUUGCUUCUAUGGUAAACGAUCUCGAUGCAGCGUAUACUUCGUUAUUCGAGUGACCUUCACUCAUCGAACAUCUCAUUUCACUCAGCACGACCUACAUCUCUCUUAUCUAGGUUCCUGAGCUCGAGAAGCUGUCCUUGUCCUUCAGAUAUAUUUUCUUCAAUAUGCGUCAAGGCGUGGGCAGACGUUGGCUUCAAAAGCCCCUUGCGGGCACAUUUCCUGAGGCAUUCGCAGUUUCCCGAGAACAAGCAUUGUUAUACUGUACACCCAGGUUGCUCAAUUCUGUCAGGUUGACUCCUUUCUCUCGGCAUCUCAGUCCCUUGGUCCGUAC